Messenger RNA from Adineta steineri, 2736 nucleotides. The record is from the annotation of a GenBank genome assembly. Lineage: Eukaryota; Metazoa; Rotifera; Eurotatoria; Adinetida; Adinetidae.
AUGGUUAGUUUAACAAUGAGCCAUUUAUUGGCAUCUUCAACAAAUAAUCGAAAACAAUUAACAGAUGGAGAUUCUGUAACAACAACAACAACAGCAACAUCUUCUAAUGCUCCAGUUUUUCAAUCUAAUUUAGCUUGUGUUUUAAAUGAUCCGAAAAAAACACGUGCAGAAAUUUCAACAUUUUUUACAAAAGCAUGGGGUAAUUCAUUUGUUGAUCGUUUACCUGACCCAUUAGCUCGUCUUGGUGAUUAUAAUCUUAGUGAUUUUGAAACAUAUUUUCAAAGUUUACGUAAAAGUGAAAAAUAUGGUCGACCUCAUUUAAGACAACCAUCAUCAAAUGAUACUAAUCUUCCACAAAAAACAAAUCCUGUUAUUAACAUUCCACAAUUAUUUCUUUCAUCACAAUUUACUUUAAGUGAUAGCUCAACAUUUAAUAUGGUUUUCCCAGGAAUGAUUCCAAAUAAUCGCUCAUUAUCUCCAACUAAUUUUGAACAACAACAACAACAAAAAUCAAGAACAACAUCAACAAGUAGUGAAAAAUCAGAAGGAAAUAAUAGAAGACAAUCAACUUCAUCAACUAAUAAUACAAAAUCAACAUCAAAUGGUUCUGUUAGUAAUACAGUGUCGAACAGUUCAUCACCAAAACAUUCAAUAAGUUCCGCGACACGUUUAUUACAAGAUAAAUAUACCCAUUAUUUAGAUGAAGUUGAAUUAUUAAUAACACGUGCAUUAUCAACAAAAUCCCAUUGUUUUCAUGAUGCUGUUCGUUCUCAUGAUGAAAUUCAAUCAUUUUUAAAUACAACACGUCAUGCAAUAUCAUCACUUCGUUGUGAAUUAUCAAACUAUGAUAACCAAUCGUUAUUAACAUUACUUCGUCUUUAUCGUUUACUUCGUCAACGACAAAAUCAACGACAACUUCUUAAACGUUUAGAAUCUUUAUCCAUAGUUAAACAAACACAUAUGCAAGUUCAAGCAUUAUUAACAACAAGUGAUUAUUUAUCUGCAUUAGAUUUAAUUGAUCAAACAAGAGAUAUUAUAUCAACACAAUUAAAUGAUCUAUCAUCUUUGAGAUUUUUUGAUACACAAUUAAGUGAACUUUAUAAAUUAAAUAUUAGUCUUAUGAGACAAGAAUUUGGACAAACUUUAAAUCAACAUUUAACAACACAACAAGAUUUACCAUUAACAAGUGAUUAUGUUGAAGAAGAUAAAUUUACAACAAUGCUCAUUGGAUUAAUUCGAGUUAAAGAUGAAAAAUAUAUUGAUGAAAUUCGUUCGAAAUUUGAAUCAUUUAUAUUUGAUAUUAUUGAAAAAACCGUAACAUCAAAUUCAAAAGAUAAUAAUCUUGACAAAUAUAACAAAACAAUUGUAAAAAAUAACAGUGAUCAAUCGAUAUCAAAUGAUGAAAAUUCUUCCAAUACUCGUUACAUCUAUUCAUCAACCAUAAAUUCAAAUUCAAGUUCAUUUAUAUCUUGGUUUCGAUUAAUAAAUAUUGUUUUAACAUCAACUGAACAAGGUCUUAAUCGUCUUUCAAAUGUUUGUCAAUUAAUAAGUGAAUCACUUGUGAAACAUCAACAAAAUACAAAUUCAUCUAUAAUAACUUUAUUAUAUGAAUUAUAUGAUACAGUUGAAGAUCGUCUUAUAACAAUUUUAACACAAGAAUGUACACGUUAUCAAGUUCAAGUUGAACGUUUAACACUUGAUGAAUAUGCUCAAAUAGUUAAAUUAAUUGAUAAUUUUAUUUUAAAAAUAAAUCAAUAUGAAAAAAAAUAUAAUUCACGACCAUUAAAAACAUUUUUACAAUCUCAAACAAGUAAAUUUUUAAAUCAUUUUCAUGAUGAAAGAAAACAACGUGUAUCAGAUACAUUAGAUAAUGAACAAUGGAAACAGGUUGCUGUGCCACGUUCAAUUCAAAAUUCAGUUGAUGAACUUUUUUCUAGAACAUCUUCAAUAAAUCCAAAUGGUUCAGAUACAUUAAUUAUUGAAAAUGAACAUUUUGUUUUAUCAAAUAGUGCUCUUCAUUUAUUUAUGUUAGUACUUGAUUAUUGUUCAUGUGCACAAUUAUUAACUUCAUCAUCAAUAAAUGAUGUUCAACAUCGUCUUAUUGAAUUACUUAAUUUAUUUAAUUCAAAAACAUGUCAAUUAGUAUUAGGUGCUGGAGCUGUUAGAUUAGGAAGAAUCAAAACGAUUUCAGCUAAAAUUCUUGCUAUUACAUGUAGAUGUUUACAAUUCAUUAAAAUUACUUUACCAUUAAUUAAAUUACGUUUUGAUCAAUUACAGACUUCAUCUGAAUCUUCAUCAACAAUAUCAUCAAUUUCAUCGAAUAAACAAUUUGAACAACUAACAAAAUUAUAUUCUGAACAUAUUGAUGAAAUUCAUGGGAAAUUAAUAUCAAUAAUUGAAACUGCAUUUGAUGAUACAUUAUCAUCAUAUGAAGUUCGUGCACCAAUGCCAAGUGAUUGUUUUCGUACACUUGUAACACGACAUAUAGCUGUUUUUUAUAAUGCUGUUGCACGUAUUGUUUCACCUAGUGAUCUUAUUUUGCUUUUCACACGUCUUAAUUCAAUAUUUAAACAAUUAUUAGCAAAACGUUUACGACAAUUAAGAAUUGCUAAUGAUGGUGGACCACAACAUGGUCUUUUAACAAGUGAUCUUUUGUAUUAUAUUAAACAAGUUCAAAAUUUAUCUGGACUUGAAAUGUUAGAGUUACAUGUUGAUGAAAUUUGGACUACAAAUUAA